This is a messenger RNA of Cyprinus carpio (common carp), 1967 nucleotides long. RefSeq names its product CMP-N-acetylneuraminate-beta-galactosamide-alpha-2,3-sialyltransferase 1-like. Gene Ontology annotation, molecular function: beta-galactoside (CMP) alpha-2,3-sialyltransferase activity. Lineage: Eukaryota; Metazoa; Chordata; Actinopteri; Cypriniformes; Cyprinidae. The record is from RefSeq and is a predicted model, not a curated record.
AUAUAAAUAAAGGUGACUUGACUUGACGUGGAAAACAUGCAGUGCUGGGGGGCUCCAGGAAUGUGGUCCCAACCACCCCACCCAUUUAGACCCCUGGUCUAAAUAAUAGAAAUCACACAUGACAGUACAUAUUAUUUUGUAUUUGUCAAUGUUGACACAUUAAUUUACAGGCAAGUCUUGUGAGAAAGAAAAAAUCAGUUUAACAGGUUAAGCUUAAAUAAUUUCUUGGUUCAGUCAUGUAAAUUGUUUUGUCCCAGUCCUCAAGUAUCAGCAAUUAAUAAAUAACUGUAAUUAAUUAUUAUUAUUAUUAUUAUUUUUCUUUUGGCACAAUUUAUGAAACAACAUGUUGCAAGAGGGUGCGUGUGUGGAAUCUGGUUAAACUGGUCAAACGUGCCUGCUGUUCAUAUGCUAGAGUUUAUAGUGAAACUGUGCUGCUUACAUAGUCAUAUUUUCACCUGACUCAUUGUACUGUAGUGAUCACUCUCCAGUGUUUUACUAAAGUCAUCUAAAACUCUGACUUCAAAAGUCAUAAGUGAGGGCUCACAUGGGCAUGCUUUCUCUGUGAACUAAACUCUUUAAAAUGGAAGCUGGUUAACACACGGAAGAACAGAUCAUUUGUUUAAAGAUUCUUCUAACAGAGAGAAAACAUCUAACACAUUUCAUUCCAACAACACACAUAAAGAUGAUUAACAAAAGAACUCUUCGACGAGUUGUUGUGUUUGUCAGCGUCACCAGCACUAUCUGUAUGGUUCUCAUCUGUCAAACGUCCACCAGGAGUUUUCUCACAGAUUCAUCUGUCUGUAAACGCGCAAUGGAUUCAGAGGAUCUUUUGUGGUUUUCUCAACGAUAUAAACCCUCUGCUAACGUGACCCUUAACACCAAGAACAGCCCACUGGAUUUCCACACCUAUUGGUGGUGGAAGAGUCUACAAAACGAAUCAACUGUAGCCAACUACAAAAAAGUGGUGGAGGUGUUGUUUUCCCUUUUCCCAGAUAAAGAUCACUACUCCGACAGCAGUCCCAGCCGCUGCAGAACCUGUGCUGUAGUGGGCAACUCGGGCAACCUCAACAGAUCACAUUAUGGUGCGCUCAUAGAUUCACAAGACUUCGUUAUAAGGAUGAAUGAGGGCCCAACAAAAGGUUUUGAGCAGGACGUAGGGUCAAAGACCACUCACCGUGUCAUCUACCCAGAGAGCGCUGUGGACAUGGAUGAGACGACUCACCUCAUUCUGUUGCCCUUUAAGAUUCUGGAUCUGCAGUGGCUCAUCAGCAUCUUCACCACUAGACACAUUGAUCUGACGUACAUGAAUGUGAAACCAUCAAUUAAGGCAGACAGAAAUAAGGUGAUGAUCUUCCAUCCUGCAUUUAUGAAAUAUGUCUAUGAGAGCUGGCUGCAGAGUCAUGGAGGAUAUCCUUCCACUGGCUUCAUAUCUCUUAUAUUCGCCCUGCACAUUUGUGAUGAGGUCAGUGUGUUUGGGUUUGGACCUACAAAAGAUGGAGCUUGGCAUCAUUACUUUGAAGAUUUCAGCGCUGACUCUAAUGGAGGCCCUCAUGAUGGAGACUUUGAGGGCAAAGUGAUCUCUCAACUCCAUCAGAAACACAGAAUUAUGAUGUAUAAAGGGUGGUAAUAACGCAUAAAGCUUGAAAUAGAAGUCUGUCAAGUUCUGUAAAGUAUUUUGUAAAUUGUAAACAAUUUCUCCAUGUGUGAAUUUUAGAAUGUUAAACUGUAAUUUUAGAUCAUAAAUUUUAUUUAAAUGAAAUUGUGUAACGCUACAUGCACCAUUGUACAACAGUUAGUUGUGAUCUACCAAGUAGACUGGUCAAGCAGUGAUGCAAGCUUGUGUGUGUAUUUACUUAAUAAAACCAAAGUAUGUAAACUGUCAAGAGUUGAUGGUAUACUCUCAUCAGACAUUAUGUUACAUGUUUGUAGAACAGACUGAAUAAAGCCAUGAUUUUAGGCCUCUGUGA